Messenger RNA from Phycodurus eques (leafy seadragon), 6604 nucleotides. RefSeq names its product ADAM metallopeptidase with thrombospondin type 1 motif, 6 (gene adamts6). Gene Ontology annotation, biological process: proteolysis; extracellular matrix organization. The record is from RefSeq and is a predicted model, not a curated record. The coding region runs from base 805 to 4173 and encodes 1122 amino acids. Lineage: Eukaryota; Metazoa; Chordata; Actinopteri; Syngnathiformes; Syngnathidae. Gene Ontology annotation, cellular component: extracellular matrix. Gene Ontology annotation, molecular function: metalloendopeptidase activity. The transcript has 25 exons.
UGAGUAGGAGCAGCCUCCCUCCUCCACAGCCGAAAGUCCUACUCGCUUUGCAUGCAUGCAUGCAUGCAUGCAUGCGUGCACAACCCCCCCCCCCCCCCCACCACCACCACCACCCACCCUCACCCCUUCUCCCCUCCUCUUGCAACCUCAACUCACUUUUUAAGCCAGCCUGAGUCAAGAUUAUAACGGCUUGGAAAUAGAGAGCCCCGUUGCAGGAGAGUGCAUUGCUUUUUUUGUUGUUGUUUUUUUAAAUUGCUGUUUUUUUGGUUUUUUUUCCAAUUCGAGCAACUGGGUUGCUUCCAUGCGCAGCCGAGAGGAUGAACGAGGAGCCAGCCAGGAGAUGAGCGCAGGAGCACGCACCGGGCCGGUGCUUCGUGGAGCGGACAUCGGCUUUUUGGACACGCAUCCCGCACACUUGGACCGGAGCUGACCACCACGAACGCAGAUGGAUGGGCUGAGGCAAGUUUCCGAUGUAGAGCUUCCACUCUGGAGUUCCACCUGAGGGUCUGAUGGAUCGCCGUGUUUUGGCUGAGCUGCGGACAUGAAUCGUGAGGUCUGCACCACGACGUGGAUGUGCUCGCCUCUGGGAGAAAUCUGAGCAUCCGUGAUACACACAGACCUUUUUUUUCCCAAGCCAGCGAGGGGACGCAAACCAUGGAGUUGUUAUGGUUUGGCUUCGGACUGAGCGCCUGUUUUUAGUCCGACUGUAGCACCCUCUUCCCUUUCCUCCUCCUCCUUCUCCAUCCAGUCCCCCAGUCCCGUAACCAGCCACCCCCUCCCCCAUGUCACAUCUUUCCCAGAAUUAUGGAAAUUUUGUGGAAGACGCUGACUUGGACAUUGAGCCUGAUGGUCGUGGCCGCUUCUGAAUUUCAGAGCCUCGAUCGACUUUCACACAACUCUCAAGAGGAGUUCCUGUCCUACCUGCAGCACUACCAGCUGACUGUCCCUGUGCGAGUUGAUGAGAAGGGAGAGUUUCUGAGCUACACUGUGAAGCACCACCGACCCGGCCGACGGAGACGUGGGGCGGCUAACCCCUUGGCGGGCCCGUACCUGGAGCCGCCCGAGUCCCAGCUUUUCUACAGACUCUCUGCCUACGGGAAGCAUUUCCAUUUAAACCUGACUCUCACCCCUCACCUGGUUUCCAAGCACUUCACGGUGGAGUACUGGGGCAGCGACGGCAUGGAGUGGCGCCACAAUCUGGUGGAUAACUGCCACUAUGUGGGAUUCUUGCAGAACCGGCGGAACGCCACUCUGGUGGCGCUCAGCAACUGCAACGGCCUGCACGGCGUCAUCACGACAGAGGAAGAGCAGUAUUUAAUCGAGCCAUUAAAGAACAUAUCCUCCCCCACCAGCGACUGGAACCUGGAGGAAGCACAGCAACACGUUAUUUAUAAAAUGUCCGCCAUGCCCUCGUCGCAGGAACAGAGCCAGGAGUUGAGUUGCGGCAUUUCAGACCUGGUCAAAAACAGUGCUCCCUCCCCAGUCCGAGCGUCCGCCACCCCCCAAUGUGAAGACACGGGCCGCAAUGACUCCCACCGAACGCGGCGCUCCGUCAGCACCGAGCGUUUCGUGGAGACACUGGUGGUGGCUGACAAGAUGAUGGUCGGCUACCACGGCCGCAAAGACAUUGAGCACUACAUCCUGUCCGUCAUGAAUAUUGUUGCCAAACUUUACCGUGAUGCCAGUCUAGGAAAUGUUGUGAACAUUAUUGUGACGCGGCUCAUCGUUCUGACCGAAGAUCAGCCCAACCUGGAGAUCAACCAUCAUGCUGAUAAGUCCUUGGACAGCUUCUGCAAAUGGCAAAAGUCCAUCCUGUCCCACCACAGCGACGGCGGCAACAGCAUUCCGGAGAACGGGAUGGCCCACCACGACAAUGCUGUGCUCAUCACACGGUAUGACAUCUGCACCUACAAGAACAAACCCUGUGGAACAUUAGGCUUGGCCUCUGUGGCGGGAAUGUGCGAGCCAGAGCGGAGCUGCAGCAUCAACGAAGACAUCGGCCUUGGCUCAGCUUUCACCAUCGCGCACGAGAUCGGCCACAACUUCGGCAUGAACCACGACGGCAUCGGCAACUCGUGCGGCACCAAAGGCCACGAGACGGCCAAGCUGAUGGCGGCGCACAUCACGGCCAACACCAACCCCUUCUCCUGGUCGGCCUGCAGCAAAGACUACAUCACCAGCUUUCUCGACUCAGGUCGGGGGACGUGUCUGGACAAUGAACCUCUGAAACGAGACUUCCUGUACCCAACAGUGGCUCCGGGGCAGGUGUACGACGCCGAUGAGCAGUGCCGCUUCCAGUAUGGGGCGUCCUCGCGCCAGUGCAAGUAUGGGGAAGUGUGUAGAGAGCUCUGGUGCCUUAGCAAAAGCAACCGCUGUGUUACAAACAGUAUUCCUGCCGCCGAGGGAACGCUGUGCCAGACGGGGAGCAUCGAGAAAGGGUGGUGCUACCAGGGCGAGUGCGUGGUGUUCGGGACCUGGCCACAGAGCGAGGAUGGAGGCUGGGGUCCCUGGUCCACGUGGGGGGAGUGCAGCAGAACCUGUGGCGGCGGCGUCUCCUCGUCCGUGAGGCACUGUGACAGCCCAGCGCCUUCCGGAGGAGGGAAGUACUGCCUCGGGGAGAGGAAGCGCUACAGAUCCUGCAACACUGCCGCCUGUCCUCCGGGAUCCCGCGAUUUCCGGGAGAACCAGUGUGGCGACUUUGACAGCAUGCCUUUCCGCGGGAAGUACUACAACUGGAAGCCUUACACCGGCGGUGGCGUCAAGCCGUGCGCCCUCAACUGCCUGGCAGAGGGAUACAACUUCUACACCGAACGCUCUCCGGCCGUCAUCGAUGGCACGCGGUGCCAGGCCGACUCUUUGGACAUAUGCAUCAACGGCGAGUGUAAGCACGUGGGCUGUGACAACGUGCUGGCGUCAGACGCCCAUGAGGAUCGAUGUCGAGUGUGCGGCGGCGGCGGCAGCACCUGCGAGGCCACCGAGGGACUCUUCAACGAUUCGCUGCCCCGAGGAGGCUACAUGGAGGUGGUCCAUAUCCCCAAAGGUUCCGUUCACAUUGAGAUUCGAGAGGUCACCGUAUCGAAAAACUACAUCGCUUUGAAAUCCGAGGGGGACGAUUAUUACAUCAACGGCGCGUGGACCAUCGACUGGCCGAGGAAGUUCGACAUUGCUGGCACCGCCUUCCACUACAAGAGGCCCACCGACGUACCAGAGACUUUGGAGGCCCUAGGAGCCACCACCGAGAACCUGAUUGUCAUGAUCCUCCUCCAGGAGCAGAACCAGGGCAUCCGCUACAAGUUCAACGUGCCCAUCCAGCGCACGGGUAGUGGUGACAACGAGGUGGGCUUCUCCUGGUACCACCUGUCUUGGUCUGACUGCUCGGCAACGUGUGCCGGAGGCUCCCAGAAGCAGGAGGUGGUGUGCAAGCGCCUGGACGACAACUCGGUGGUCCAAAACAGCUACUGCGACCCGGACGGCAAGCCCCCCGAAAACCAGCGGGACUGCAACAUCGAGCCGUGUCCACCAGAGUGGUUUAUCGGGGACUGGUCCGAAUGCGGUAAGAGCUGCGACGGCGGCAUCCGGACCAGGACGGUCCUGUGCAUCAGGAAGAUCGGGCCGGCCGAGGAGGAGACCCUGGAGGACACCCACUGUCUUACCCACAGACCCAUCGAGCAAGAGGCCUGCAACAACCAGUCCUGCCCGCCCAAGUGGGUCACUCUGGACUGGUCCGAGUGUACGCCCAAAUGCGGGCCCGGCUUCAAGCACCGCAUCGCCUUGUGCAAGAGCAGCGACCUGACCAAAACCUUCCCACCCGCCCAUUGCCCGAGCCACAACAAGCCGCCGGUUCGGAUCCGCUGCAGCCUCGGCCGCUGUCCUCCUCCGCGCUGGAUCCCCGGCGAAUGGGGGCAGUGCUCGGCGCAGUGCGGCUUGGGCCAGCAGAUGCGGACGGUGCAGUGCCUGUCCUACACCGGGCAGCCGUCCGACGAGUGCGCCGAGACCCACCGGCCCGCCACCAUGCAGCAGUGCGAGAGCAAGUGCGACGCCACGCCCGUCUCCAACGGCGACGAGUGCAAGGACGUCAACAAAGUGGCCUACUGCCCACUGGUGCUCAAGUUCAAGUUCUGCAGUCGGGCCUACUUCCGCCAGAUGUGCUGCAAGACCUGUCAGGGCCACUGAGGCCCACACAAAGACGGGAUGCCCGCGGGCCAGGAAAGGAGCACCGCCGACCAUUCCGGAGCGCCCGGAUUGGGAAGGCGACCCUUCGCGGCUGGCCGAAGAGCCAAACCACUGCUCAGCAGUCACGCUGACACAAAAACUGUUCACUUCUGUGAAGUGGAGCUCGGAGGAGGAUCGGUUGGUGAUGUUAUUUUAUUAUAAUAAUAAUUCCUGGUGCCAUUGUUGCGUCUUCCUCCGAGUUGCUGUUCGAUCCUAAGUACUGGACACGUGAAUGACAGAGGACGAACGUACGGACGGGCGAGAAACGCUGUCACCGGGCGGACUUUUGGCUUGGCUGCACUGUUUUUAUGUAAAUACUUAACCGCCAAGGAGAUACGACAGAGCAGAGCAAGCCCCGCCCCUCCCGUUCAUCAACGUACUGUGUAUUUAUUAUACAAGAGUCACAUUGUAGCCUACUGUCUUGGAAGCAAAUGUAAUGUGAUUGGAUGAAACGCUGACAUACUGUAACGCGGUGUUUCCCAACCUUUAUUGAGCCAAGGCAUAUAUUUUACAUAAAAUUAUUAUGAUGAUGAUUAUUAUUAUUAUUAUUAUUUUUUUUUUUAAAUCUCACGGCACACCCACUAAAGAAAGAAAUGUCACAAAACGUAUACAUACUGAAGUGGGCUUGCAAAGGGGUAGAACGUUUGUGUUACAGUUUACAGUUAAGAUGGGGAAUUUGGGGAAUAUUCCAAAUUGGAAACUUUCCAUGGGAAUUAAUUGGGAAUUGAGUGUAAUUUCAUGGAACGGUAUCAAAUUCAAGCAUUGAUGAGCAGACAUGCAUGCAAAAUAGAAAGCUCUCCUUGCCAACGUGCAUUACAGGACUCGUUCACUGCCAGCAGUUUUUGGACAGAAUAUUGUGUUCUGUGACAAUAUAAAACACUAAAUCGGUAGAAAAAGUCGACUCUUCUUUCACCACGAAAAACAAAAAAAGGUGUUCUACCUUUUUUUCGUUGAUUAGGAAGCAGCUUAAGAACAUGGCUUGGCCUAACCAAAAACACCCGUUUCUGAUCAAUGAUGAUGCAACGGCACCAUCUACAGUGAUCUGUCAGUCCUUAAACCUGAAUUUCACGGACAGACAACCUGGGCAAGACCCUCUUCCACGCCUGAAAAAUGUAUUUGACGAAUAUAUACCUUGAUGGCAGUCAACAGUUGGAUUCCAGUUGAUGAAUAUAAAUGUCCAGUGAAUGUAAUUAUUGGUUUCUUCCCAUGAAUUUCCAUUCAUCACCACUGUUUCCAGGUAUUAAAAUGAUUGGAAUUUUGUAACUCUAUUGAAUUAAUAAUGAUCUUGUCUCAAUUUAUUUACUCAGUGGGCCUGUUCAGUGAAACACAGCAAAUAUUCUGUUGUAUGAAUGGAAAUAAGUGGAUACACAAGUUAAUUGUACCUUCACCCAUCUUGUGGAAGAGCAAUUAUUGGUUCUGCCAUAGAUAGAUGAACAAAAUACAUUAUUUCUCAUAAAUCAUUAUUUUCGGACCAUUUAGGUGAAAUUGGAUCAUUUCCAGUGGUUGGGAAUCAUUGCAGUAACAUAAUGUUGCAUUUGUAUCCUGCCAGGACGUCAAUAUCGUGUAUAUUCCGCAAUAGAAACCAUCACAAGGCUGUAGCGGGAAUUCAACUCUCUGAAUUAAUGGUCCUUGUGCCCCUUAAAGACGCCGUCAAAUUUAGUGGCGAUUUUCAUCUUUCUUAAAUUCCUCCAGCCAAUGAGAACAAAAAUGCCCAAAGUCAAUAUGGUGCUUGUGGUGCUAAUCAUGGUAAAUGCUGGUCGUGUUCUUGUCAUCUUAUUUGUACCUCACACUGGGAAUGUAUUUGAUAUAGUAUUGUAUUGUACAAGGAAGAAAAAACAAAAAAAAAGCAUCCCGUCACCCACAAGCCAUCAUUGUUGGCUCAGGAAAGGGAAACUUCAUAUCAGAUUCUUUUGUUUUUGUUUUGCUGUUGUUGUUGCUGCUGUUGCUACUUUUUGGUAGCCAACGUCAACGUCGUUCCUAGAAGGAGGCCGUCGGGAGACGGCGAAAAGGACAGCGGGAGAGCGUUUGGAUUCAAAAUGCUUGGACUUAUUAAAAAAAAAAAAAAAAAAAAAAAAAAAAAAUCAAAUUAAGCUGGUACUCGUUGCUGUGAACUUUUUGAAUGUCACGUUGCUUACGUACAAAAAAAAAGAGACUGAAAAGCAUCGUGAUGAGCAUCGUAUAUUUUAUAUUCAGUAUUAAUGUUGCUACACUGUUACUAAUUUCCCCCCCCCCCCCAAAAAAAAAUGUAAAUUAUAUGCUAAUUUAUUGUGUUGUCUCACAUGUACAUUUAUUUUCACUACAUGCAAAAUUGACAUUUUAGCAUCGUGGGGGAAAAAAAUGCAGUGACGCAGCCCCUCACUCACAUUUUUAAAAACAAAAAGUUAGACAAUAA